UCGUCGCGGGUUACCCGGUGCGCGGUCGUCGGCAGCCGCGGUCCUCUCGGUCGUCGGGCCAGUGCCGCGGAGCAGCCCACGCGCGACGCACGUUUCGCCCGACGGGAACGGAUCGCCGAGCGCCGCGUGUACGCAUGGUCGCCGCCCGGCACCUUGACGAUAUCUCGACCGCCGUCGACACCUCCGCGGGAUCCGAACGCGCCUCCGCCGGGUUCUUUCAUUUCUCUGGACACGGCGGUGCCGUAAACGAUCGCGUCCGAACACACGUCGUCCGCGUCUCGGGUAAGCAUGCCGGACGGACGACGGCGACAAUGACGAAGAUGUCCGCCAACACGUGGACCACGACCAUGACGUGCUGGUGCUGGUGCUGGUGCUGGUGGUGGUGGUGGUGUACCGCCGCUCUGGCCCCGUUCGUCAUCGGUACGGUCACAUGUCUAAAGGACGUGUUCAUCGAAGUCCCGAUAGCUAUAAGAGAAGGGACCACAGCGGUAAUGCGAUGUGAUUACGACUUAGAACAAGAAGCCUUGUACACGGUCAAGUGGUACAAAGGCAGGCAGGAGUUUUUUCGUUACGUACCUAAAGAGUUGCCGCACACGAGGGUGUUCCCUUUGGCCACCAUAAACGUAGACGUCAGCGAAUCGGGACAAAACCAAGUGGUGUUAAGACAUGUGACACCUGACCUGGACGGCAAAUACAGAUGCGAAGUUAGUGCGGACGCGCCAACGUUUCACACACAAAUCGUAGCGGCUUGGAUGCAUGUUGUCCGAACGAUGGAUGGUAAACCUGAACUGCAUCUUGAAAAGUCACAAUAUUCUAUUGGUGAAAAAUUGAGAGCAAAUUGUUCAUCGCCACCCUCAAACCCAGCGGCUAAUAUCACUUGGUUUAUAAAUGAUAAAGAGCUGGGUAAUGGUCACAUACUAAAAAUUCCAUUGAAAAGACCUUCUGGUACAUUAUUCAAAACUCUAUCGUCGAUUGAAUACGACGUUUUAGUUGCUGGGAAACUGAAGAUAAAAUGUCAAAGUGACAUAUACCACGUGAUCACCUCAGAAACCGAAGUAAUGUUGGAUGAAGACAAGCCAAGACUCGCGUCCAUUCUACAGCCACAUGAUCAUUCAGCGGGACCAAAAUCUGCAUAUCCGAUCGGUGCAAUCGUAUUGAUCACGUUUGUGAUCAUGAGGUAACAAGUCCAACGUAAAAUGGAAAAAUGUCCAUUAAUUUCCGUGUAAAAAGUUUGUGUACAUUAUUAAAAAAAAUUCAUGAAUGAAGUGUAAAAUGUCGGUUUUAAUUAGACAAUAUUAGUCCUUGGAUUAUUUUGCUAAAA
Messenger RNA from Sipha flava (yellow sugarcane aphid), 1321 nucleotides. RefSeq names its product B-cell receptor CD22-like. The coding region runs from base 135 to 1181 and encodes 348 amino acids. The transcript is spliced from 6 exons. NCBI's taxonomy places the organism in Eukaryota, Metazoa, Arthropoda, Insecta, Hemiptera, Aphididae. The record is from RefSeq and is a predicted model, not a curated record.